Messenger RNA from Miscanthus lutarioriparius, 501 nucleotides. Lineage: Eukaryota; Viridiplantae; Streptophyta; Magnoliopsida; Poales; Poaceae. The record is from the annotation of a GenBank genome assembly.
AUGCCCACAUGGGGUGAACUGGUGAUUCGUGAAAGAGAGCGAGAGGUGUCGCUCGGCUCAAGCUCAACUCAAGGACUGCACGGACGAGUAGGCCUGGGUCCGGCCUCCGGCCCGGCGACUCCACGCUGUCCUGAAACUUUAAAUCGAAUAGGAAUAGGCCAUGGUCAUGGAUGGCACUGUCCGUCGCUCCGUCGUCGCAUCGCAUGCCGCCACGGCGCAAGCAACAGCCGGGCUCCACUGAUUUCCGGAAUAGGUUCUGCCUUUGCAGCAACCGAAAGAUGCUUCGGCGGAUUCGCUACGCAGGUUCUGCCUGAGGCCUUUUCAAUGGGGGGAAACCGUGAAAGCUUGGGUCAAAAAGCUCUGAUCCAGGGUGAUGCAGGGAAAAUCAAACGGAAUCAGCAUGGUCAGUCAAACUGCGGCACUAUGACUAGCGGAGCUGAAUUUGGCAUGCGAAUCAAAGGCUCAGAUAAUCCGUUAUCGAUAUACCUAAGAUGGUUAUAA